UUUGUCCGUAACGUCAUUUUGGUAGCCUUUGUUUUGACAGGCAGGAAGGACGGAGGGGAAAACCUUCUGCAGAUCGCUGGCGGCCAAAUAGUAUGCAAAAGAUGUUGACAAUAAUCUCCAACGUACUAAGGGGUAGCGCAAGAAGAAAUGGAGCCCAGGUUUUGUCAGAGGCCACCAGCCUGGUGGUGGCGUCACGCUCGUAUGCUGAUUUCACACCUGAGGCCACCUUUGACAUAAAGAAAGUUGACCUUCAUCGUCUGGAGGAGGGCCCACCCCUGACAGCCACUCUGACCCGGGAGGAGGGGCUGAAGUAUUAUCGUACCAUGCAGACCAUAAGACGCAUGGAGCUGAAGGCUGACCAGCUCUACAAGCAGAAGAUCAUCAGAGGCUUUUGUCACCUGUAUGAUGGCCAGGAAGCCUGUGCGGUUGGCAUUGAGGGGGGUAUCACCCUGUCAGAUCACCUGAUCACUGCAUACCGUGCCCAUGGCUACACCCUCACCAGGGGUGGGACUGUCAGGGAGAUCAUGGCAGAGCUCACUGGUCGUAGAGGAGGCAUUGCUAAGGGCAAGGGAGGGUCUAUGCACAUGUAUACUAAAAACUUCUAUGGAGGCAAUGGCAUUGUGGGAGCUCAGGUACCGCUGGGAGCUGGUGUAGCCCUGGCCUGCAAGUACCUGGGCAAUGAUCAGCUGUGUGUCAGUCUCUAUGGGGAUGGAGCAGCCAAUCAGGGUCAGAUCUUUGAGACAUAUAACAUGUCAUCUCUUUGGAAGUUACCCAUCAUUUUCAUCUGUGAGAACAACCAAUAUGCCAUGGGCACAUCAGUAGAGCGCUCUGCUGCGAGCACCGAAUACUACAAGAGAGGAGACUACAUUCCUGGCAUUAGGGUGGAUGGGAUGGAUGUCCUGUGUGUUAGAGAGGCCACCAAGUUUGCAGCUGAUCACUGCCGAUCUGGAAAGGGCCCUAUCCUCAUGGAGCUACAGACUUACCGUUACCAUGGACACAGCAUGAGCGAUCCUGGGGUCAGCUACCGCACACGUGAGGAGAUCCAGGAGGUCCGUAGUAAGAGCGAUCCCAUCUCCAUGCUAAAGGACCGCAUGCUCAGCAACAACAUGGCCAGCAUAGAGGAGCUCAAGGAGAUUGACAUCGCGGUGAGGAAGGAAAUUGAAGAUGCUGCUCAGUUUGCCACCACAGACCCCGAGCCCCCUCUGGAUGACCUGUGUAGCCACAUCUUCGCCAAUGAUCAGCCCUUUGAAGUGCGUGGUGCUACCCCAUGGACCAAGCUCACUUCGACCAGCUAAAGUAGCGUUUCCCAAACUCUGCCCUCGGGACCCCAAGGGGUGCACAUUUGUUUUUUCCCUCACUCUACACAGCUGAUUUAAAAUAAUCAAAGCUUAAUGAUUAGUUAAUUAUUUGAAUGGGUUGUGUAGUGCUAGGGCAAUAACCAAAAUGUGCACCCCUUUGGGUCCCCAGACCCGAGUUUGGGGAAACGCUGAGCUAAAAGCUCUUGUGCCCCACCCCUUUGUCUCCCAGGCCCUUCCGCUAUCCUCCAACGCACAUUUAUCUUUGCACACAUCACCUUCUCCAUCUCAGCCAAUGGCCUUAAUGGACUUUAAUCUCUCGCCCCAAUGAAAUGCUCUUUUUUUUAACAGAAGUUAAGAACCUUUCAUUGUCCCUCUCCAAAUGUUCUGAGACUGGUCACAUGAACCAAUUGUCCUUAUCAACAUUACAGGCGUAGUUACUCCUAUUCAAUGAUUGUUGUUGUUUUCUCUAAAUAUAAGAUUAAAGGGUAUAUUAAAUAAAGUGAUUUACAUUGGGAUUAUUAUUUUUUGUCAUGCCAAAUCAAAUCUGUGCCUGUGGGAUCUUGUCUGUGUUUGGACGAUGAGCGUCUAGGCUGCGGGUCACUCAUAGCAGAACACAAACACUGCAGAGCCGCAUGGAUGAAGUCUAGACAUUGUGGUAUGAUGCUUCAGAGAUAUUAUUAAAUCCUGUUGACCUCAUGCCUUCACUAUCUUGUCAGUCAUACCCCAACUUUGUAAAUGAUGACUGUCCUUCUAAAUCAUUAUUUGCCCUGCUCUCUUGUUCCCUGAAUUAUAUAUAUUUUUUGUUCUAUCAGCCUCAUUUAUUGCUGAAUGUGUUUUGUAACUGACAUCCCAGUGCGUUUUGUUCAAACUACAACUACCUUAAGCAGGAAUAGAAAAUGCCUUUUUUGGGAGUCUUGGUUGUCAACUGUUACAGUGGAUAAUGGUCAGAGAACAGUGGGGCACUACACACAGAUCUGGCCUGGUUUUCCCCCAGAGAUGCUAAUGAGAUCAGGAAGUGUAUGUAUGCCUUGAUUGUCUUUGUACAGUCUCUCAAACAAAUAAACUUAGAAACAAAGCUUUGUAUACAAAUGUA
Salvelinus fontinalis (brook trout) is the source of this 2391-nucleotide messenger RNA. Its product is annotated as pyruvate dehydrogenase E1 component subunit alpha, mitochondrial-like. The coding region runs from base 93 to 1295 and encodes 400 amino acids. Gene Ontology annotation, cellular component: intracellular membrane-bounded organelle. Gene Ontology annotation, molecular function: pyruvate dehydrogenase (acetyl-transferring) activity. The record is from RefSeq and is a predicted model, not a curated record. Gene Ontology annotation, biological process: pyruvate decarboxylation to acetyl-CoA. The transcript has 12 exons. NCBI's taxonomy places the organism in Eukaryota, Metazoa, Chordata, Actinopteri, Salmoniformes, Salmonidae.